Molecule: messenger RNA, 1340 nt
Organism: Olea europaea var. sylvestris
Lineage: Eukaryota; Viridiplantae; Streptophyta; Magnoliopsida; Lamiales; Oleaceae
Exons: 2
Coding region: 144-1034 (296 amino acids)
Biological process (GO): protein ubiquitination
Cellular component (GO): cytoplasm
Molecular function (GO): ubiquitin protein ligase activity
Source: RefSeq, a predicted model, not a curated record
CGCUGGGCCCCAUUGUCCCUCUAGUCCAUGUCCUUUACUGGUACAGCACAUCUGACCCUCCAAAAAGCUACAAGCAGCACCAACUAAUCAAUCCUCCCACCACAACCAUCGAAACAGGAACAACCGACGCCACCGCCGCCGCCAUGUCCUCCGCCUCCCCCUCCACAGCUAUGCCCCGCCUCUUCAACCACCACGCCUACUGGUGUCACGAAUGUGAUAUGAGCAUCGGCCUCCCUCCUUCCCCAACCCCAAAUGCCCUCCUCUGCCCUCACUGCCAUCACGAUUCCCUUGAACAUAUGGACGAUUCCCUUGAACAGAUGGACUAUUUUGCCCCUUCCCCCACCAUUGACACCCCGACCCACCCCUCCUUAACAGCCCCAGAUGAUAACUUCCUCCUCACAAGCCCCUACCUACACCGCCUCAUCCACCUAACAGCCCCAACCGCCCCCACCACCAAUUCUCACUCAAACCCUGCCCCUAAAUAUGCCAUAGAUUCCCUUCAAGAAAUUACCAUCACCCAAGAAAUGCUCGAUGAUGACCCCAAUAUGUUGUGUCCGAUUUGUAAGGACCCGUUUCGCUUAGAUGCCUCCAUGAAAUUGAUGCCGUGCAAGCACACCUAUCACGCGGAUUGUAUUGUUCCGUGGCUCGAGAUUAAUAAUUCUUGCCCGGUUUGUCGGUUUAGGUUGCCAACAAAUGAGGAGAAGUGCAGGGAGGGGUUGAAUGGUGGGGGGACGUAUGUGGGGUUUGUGAGACUUGAGGAAUUGGUGGAGGAUGAGGUUGAUUUGUUCGGUUUUAGGAAUACUCUUAGACACAUUGCAAGGAGGCGUCGAAGGGAUGAAGUGGGGAUAAUGGAAGAAAAUGUUGCGAGUGGGAGCAUGGAGAAUUUGUUCUCCCCAACACAAAUUGGGGAAGUGGAGAGAGGGGAGGGAGUUUUGGGGAGGCAGAAUAGUGUGGAGACUGUGUCGAGUUGGCCGAGGGGGCCGGUGGAGGAAAGUAGUGGUGGUGGAGGAAGGAGUGAUAAUGUGCUGCUGUGAUUCGGGUUUUGUUCCGUUUCAGCAAAGUUAGAGGUGAUGUAUAGUCGUCAUGGUCAUGCAAGGGUAUCGUAUCGCCAAUAAUGGUUCUGGCAAGUGUAAUUUUUGCCAUGGAUGACCAUGCUUCUGUUUGAUAACAUAUAAGCGCCAUUCUUGGUCAUAAAAGUGCAAUUCUUGUCCUUUUAUUGCCCCUUGUACCAUCCCUGUUCUUCAUUGGCGUAAGCAAAAUCAAUGCUUGUAAUAGAACUUGUGAAUUCUAUGCAAUAAAUUUUGUUAAGCAAUGACCAAAUAAUGUUGUGUGCUUAUUCA